UUCUUCUGAUUCUCGUUGUUUCCAUCAAUUAUUUCGUGAUCUUUAUAUGUCCAUGAGUUCAUCACUAAUAACUAUAUACCAUUGUCUUCCUUACUAGACUAUAUACCAUAGCAACUCAAUAUCAAGAUGAGACUCAGAUUUCAUAACCUCGAGAUAAUCCUUUUAACUACCUGAGAUAUAUACACUUCUAACCAAAAGGCUCUCAAUUUUCAUAACCUUGAGGUGAUGCUUUAACCAUUAGUGAUAUCCACACUUCUAUCCAAAAGGCUCUCAAUUUUCAUAAUCUUAAGAUCAUGCUUUAACCUAAAUACACUUCUAUUUAAAAGGGCUCUCGAUUUUCAUAACUUGGUGUUGAUGCUCUAACUAUCUGAAAUAUCCACACUUACACCCAAAAGGCUCUCUAUUUUCAUAUUCUCGAGUAUUGCUCUAACCAUCUCAAAUAUCCACACUUCCACCCAAAAAAUUCUCAAUUUUCAUAACCUCAAGAUAUUUUUUUAACCAUAUGAGAUAUCUACACUUCUAACCAGAAGACAUAGAUUUAAACUCAUUAUAGACAUUGCAUUUUUAAUAACCUCUUCUCUUUCCCCUCCACUAACCCACCCUCUCUAGCUGCCACUCCCUAAAUCCAUACAAGAUCAAUUAUGUCGUGUGAAAGAGCGUCACUUAUCCUGAAUUAAUACGAACAUUUUAACUUAAAUUUUUGAUUGAGUUGAUUUUUAGACUUUGGUAUAAUAUAUAUCAUGUAUAUGUCACAUAUUUCCUAUACAUAAUUAUUUAGUCGAAAAGAUGAACGUGUCAAGAGAGGAGCUACCAAAACCAAUGGACGGGCUACAUCAGGCCGGGCCGCCGCCGUUUCUUACAAAGACAUAUGAUUUAGUUGAAGAAACAAGCACAAAUAAUAUAAUUUCAUGGAGCAAAGGAAAUAAUAGUUUUAUUGUUUGGGAUCCUCAAAGCUUUUCCAUCAAUCUUCUUCCCAAAUAUUUCAAGCAUAACAAUUUCUCCAGUUUUGUCAGGCAGCUUAAUACUUAUGGCUUUAGAAAGGUAGAUCCAGACAAAUGGGAGUUUGCAAAUGAGUUAUUCCUAAAGGGGCAAAAACAUCUCUUGAAGAACAUAAGAAGGAGAAAAGCAUCAUCCCAAAAUGUUGCACCAACCCAAAACUUGGAGUCAUCAUGUCUUGAGUUGGGUACAUUUGGAUUAGAUGCAGAGAUAGACAGACUUAGAAGAGACAAACAAGUACUUAUGGCUGAACUAGUGAAGCUAAGACAACAUCAACAAAACACUAAAUCUUAUCUUCAACUUAUGGAGUUGAAACUUAAAAGAACCGAGCAAAAACAACAACAAAUGAUGAAUUUCUUGGCUCGUGCUAUUCAAAGUCCUGAUUUCUUACACCAAUUGGUUCACAAGAAGGAAAGAAGGAAAGAGCUUGUUGAAGCUAUUUCUAAGAAACGUCGUAGACCUAUCGAACAAGGUCCCACAAGUACUUGUAGUACUGUUUUUGCGGUUAAGAAAGAGUCGGUUGAUUUCAAUGAUGUGCCAGAGUUUGAAGAUUCGAGCUUAGAUAUACUUGGAAUGGAAAUGCAAGGAGCUAUUGAAGAUAAUAUUAUCAAUGUACCUCAAUUUGAAGAUUCAAACUUAGAUGUUCUUGGGAUGGAAAUGCAAAGAUCAAGUGAAGAGGACAUUGUAAAUGUUCCUACGUUUGAAGAUUCAAACUUAGAUGUACUUGGAAUGGAUAAGAGUGAAGAUUUACUAAUUGAGGGAUAUGAAGAAAUGGGGAGAUCAUUAGAAAUAACAACACUUGAUGGAUUUUGGGAUGAUUUAUUAGAAAAAAAACUAGAAGAAGAUCUGGGUGGAUUGUUGAAUGUUAAUGAUGAAGAAUCUCUUGAAGAGGAAGAUGUAGACUUGCUUGUUGAAAGGCUUGGUGAAUUGGGUUCUAAGCCACCUUACUAGAUAUUACCUAUGUUUCAUUAUACUUGUUAAUGAUAGUGACAUUUUUUCGCUCAAAUGUCACAAUCAGAUACAAGUAAUUCUGAACGGAGAAAGUAUAUACUCAACAAAUAAUUUUUAUUGCUCUAUUAUUUGAUCUAGUGUGCUUGCUAACUAGUUUUAUAGAUCAUGAUGAUGUUAUUAAGGGUCUAAAAAGCAGACUAAAAAAUAAAUUUUUUGUAUUUAAGGAUAAAACUGUGUUUAUUAUUUAUCUCCGAAUCCUAAUUAGCUAAAAGCUUUAUUGUAGUCACCUAAUGAGAUUGACGAGAGUCA
Molecule: messenger RNA, 2256 nt
Organism: Amaranthus tricolor (Joseph's coat)
Lineage: Eukaryota; Viridiplantae; Streptophyta; Magnoliopsida; Caryophyllales; Amaranthaceae
Product: heat stress transcription factor A-6b-like
Exons: 3
Coding region: 787-1947 (386 amino acids)
Biological process (GO): regulation of transcription by RNA polymerase II
Cellular component (GO): nucleus
Molecular function (GO): RNA polymerase II cis-regulatory region sequence-specific DNA binding; DNA-binding transcription factor activity
Source: RefSeq, a predicted model, not a curated record